Messenger RNA from Necator americanus (New World hookworm), 228 nucleotides. RefSeq lists its product as uncharacterized. Bases 1 to 228 code for a protein of 75 amino acids. The record is from RefSeq and is a predicted model, not a curated record. NCBI's taxonomy places the organism in Eukaryota, Metazoa, Nematoda, Chromadorea, Rhabditida, Ancylostomatidae. The transcript is spliced from 2 exons.
AUGCCGAGGUUUUGGUAUAUUUUGUUUCUUCUUUUCAUUGGAUCUUUGCCGAUAUUCAGCCAAACAGAGGAUGUCUACAAGCGGAGGAUAGGAAUGCGACUUCCUAAUAUGCUCCACUACAAACCGACAGCGAUGGAGAAGCGACGAAUCGGCAUGCGUUUACCAAACAUCAUUUACUUACGCUCUGAACCUGAGAAGAAGGACAACUGGGAGUAUGAUUCGUUUUGA